GCCGAGCAGGGAGCCCGAUGCGGGACUCGAUCCAGGGACUCCAGGAUCAUGACCUGAGCGGAAGGCAGUCGCCCAACCAACUGAGCCACCCAGGCGCCCGGAAGUGGAAUUUAUUUAUGUUGCUUUUGCCGAGAAGUUAGGGAAAGCAAACUGGUGGAGGAAAGAUUUAAAAAAUAGAACAUUAAAUUUUUAUUAAGCCAGAAUUGCCUUGUUUAAUUGAUUGUUACUAAGCUAAAAUUAUUUUCUAAUUUUUAUGCUGGUGAAAUAUUACAGUUAUGCAAAUAUUAAUAAAUCAAAAGUGAAAACCCCUUCACCCCACCUCACCCAUUCCCCAGGGGCAGCACUGUUAGUUUGAUGAGUAUGUUUCUGGAUUUUUUAUUUAUGCUUAAAUCCACAGCUAUGAUAUUUUAAAACAAAAAUGAGAUUGCGCCAUUCACACUGGUAUACAUAGCAUCUACAGCCUGCUUCUCUCUCCUACCCCUCUCCUGACUCACUAUAUCAUGAACAGUCUUAGAACUAAUUUUCAAAGAAAAUGUCAUUAUAUGACACAGAGAAGGUUGCUGUAGUAAUAUAUGGAUAUUGCUUUGAGUCAAUCGAAAAAUCAGUUUGGCCAAAACUUACCUCCUGCGAGAAGCCCUCUCUGAUCAACUCUACUCUGAUUUUUUUUUUUUUUCAGUCCCUUCUUCUGAAUCAUCCAGUAGCCUUACAUCUUGUUUUUGUAUAAUAUUUCGCCUCUGCUCAUAAACAUAUUCCUUUCUUGUACUCAAGCCCUUUUGGUUGCCAAGACCGAAGAGCCCGUUUUGUAAGCCCUUUGGUUGCCUCUCCCUGUUGAUCUCUUCCAGUCUUUUCACUCUCUGUGUUGGCUUCUUUACUCAUUCUUCCUUUCCCUCACCACUUGGCUUCCAUUUGUUUCUUGGUUCAUUCAGCAAAUAAGUACCUAGUGUCACAACAUGCCAGGGGGAGUUCUAGCACAUACAGUUUGGGUCGUUUUAAUCCUGACUUCAAAUCAUGGCCUCCUUUAAUUCCACUUACCAAAUUCUCCCACGUUUCUUGGUUCAAAUUUCUAAGCUGGAUCACGUGGCCCAGUUUACGGAGGGACAUUCUGCGGCCCAGGGCCUAUUCAACCAGAUGUGGCUGGAGAGGGGCGUGGAGGAUGGUGCUGGGAGAGCCCUUCACAGCCCUGACAUGCCCAGCUCACUCCAUCAAUGUUCUCAGGUCUUACCUGUGCAUUGGUGACGUACCCCUAACCAGAAUAUCAGUCAGGAAGGACUGUAUCUCUACCAUGAUCUGCUCACAGGAAGUGUUUAUAAACAAUGUGAACACAGGUGCUCUUUCCUUUACGUGGAGGUGGGCUUGUUGUGGGUAGUGGGCAAGCAUCACAACCUCCCUCCUGUUCAGAGAAAGCACAGCUAGUUAUCAGAGCUUUCCAUGCCAUAGAGAACUGCAGGUCACAUCACAUGAAUGCUGUCUUUGAAGGUAAAGGUGAAGAGAGAUUAGGAACUGGAGGAAAAUUAUAUGUGAGAAAUAUAAAGUGAGUGCCAUUUUUAAAUUCCCAUACAUGGAAAUAAAAAUUGAGUAUUUAAAAUGGAAUUAAAGACCUGGGCCAGAGUCCUUUUGCUUGGAGCCAGGCAAUUUUAUUCAACAACUGUCUUCAAAUGCCCAGGUCACAAUUCCUGUUAAUACACAGAAUUUGUAGAAGAAAUUAUAACACAACAUAGCAUUGAUGACUCAAGAGGGCUAGGAGGUUAGAGUCUAAUUUAUAUCCAGUCUCUCUUAAAUUGAAAGUUUUGUCAGGGAUGAUACAGAGAAUCAAUGACAAUUAUGUGAUAUUAGAAACAGUUGGUGACAGAACUACGGGUUGGAUGGCUUUUCUACCUUGUCCUUUCCUGUUCUUGGUACCAGUCUUCCAGGUCUCUUCGUUCAUUUGAGAGGACAUCUGCUAAACAUCAGCAGAUUGGAAAUUCAAGUUCAAAUGAAAUAGCUUGAGGAACCGGCUGACUAAUUGUGUUGCAGUGGGAGGGCAGGAGGCCGUAAUCCUCAGAGCCGCUACCAGAAUCCUAGGUGCACCGGGGAGCCAGGCAGCGCAGGGCCCCUUCUGCCUGUGCAGAGAGGAACCCAGAGAAAUACUGGCAUGUGUCAGGCUGCCAGCAGGCACAGGGGAAGCCAUCUAAAGAAGCAAGCAUGUGGAAGGGAUCAGGAUCAGUGCUUCCCUCGUGGUUCUUGCUUCAUUGGUUGCAGCAAAGUCUCUCCCUCCUGCCCAGUUUGCUCGGUGGCUUCCCCCCUGGCUUCCCCACCUCCAGGUUAACACUGCUCCCGUCCUUCCUCCACACCAGCAGCACUCACUACGCUUUCCACGUGAUCAAGUUAAGUGGCUCUUCUGUCCAGAAAACAUUGCCUUUUCACUGACUGCCACACACACACACACACACACACACACACACACACACACACACACACACACACACACACACCCCACCCCACCCCAACCCAACCCACACCCAAAUCCCUCAAGGAACAUUUACAUUCUGACCCCAGCCAAUUCUAACAUCACCUGUCUCUACUUCCUGCCAUGUGACACCAGAUUCUCAUAACCACACCAGCCUCCUGGCUUCUUUUUUUGUGUCUGGAAUGUUACCGACACCCCAAAACCUGCCAUCUGUCUUCCUCAUCCCUAUCUCUCCCUCCCUUCCCACAGCCGAAAGAGGAAGUUCUCCUCUGUGUUACCAUAGCACUUAAGUUGUACUUCCGACCUCAGCGAUUUUUGUUGUUCACAGGUUUGUUUUCUCUAUUGGACUUUGAGCAUUUUUAGGGCAGAAAUCUUUUGUCCAUUCACCUUCACACCCCAGCACCUAGCAAAGGCAAAGUGCUCAUUGCAGGUGCUCACAAGUAGUGUUUGAAGGGAGGAUAAUCAUGGAGACAGUUGUUGUCUUUUAAAUAUUUGAUAUGCUUUUGGACUAGAUAUAGACAGCUCUUAAUAUGUCAAUCCUGAUAACAAGUUUCCAACAUAUGUUGGUUUCCUCACCAGCAAAAUAAAAAUGUUAAUCUGGGUUACAUAACAACAUGCAAGAAAAAUAGUUCGAGUACCAGGAAGCAAUCUGGUUAGGAGGUUGGCAGUGUGAAUCCAAACUCCUUUUUCAAGCACUUUGAAUAAAAACAAGGGGUAGUCUUCCACGAUGAAGACCCAGGUUUUGGGUAUCUCUUUUUGCCUGGAUCUGCUUAGAUACAGAAAUCGGGGAUUGGAUUAUAGCUCUCCUCCUCCUUUAACUCUAAAAUUAUAUAAUUCCAGUGGUUCUACUGAACAAAUGUUAAAUAUUGCAUAAAUUUUUUUGAGUGCUCCAAUUGGCAAUCCGAGCUUACACUGAAAGCCCUGCUUAUUACCAGUGCUGCAAAGCAUAUUCAGGAAUUCAUUUGACUUUGAAUAAUGGGCGUGCAAACACAUUAAGUGAUCAUUUCCACAACUGUUCUGUUUCUUUAAGAGGCCUCGCUUGUUCAGUUGGAAGAUCAUUGAACCCAGUGAGGGUCAAUAAAAGAAUAAAAAGUCACUGGUUAGUGAUUUCAGUACAAGGAACUUGAUCCCAGCUCAGUAUUGGUGUCCAUAUGCUGCUCACAACCAGAGGGGGAGUGUUUGAUCCUCAGCAGCUUGCCCUUCCUCAGGAUGGCUUCUGGAAGACUAAUCAAGCUCCUGGCUUUUGAACUUCUUGAGUUUGCUGCUUUCUCCAUUCCCACGCUCGUGAUUGUGGAACAGUUUGCCACUGCCUAUCAAAGCAGAGAGGGCAGCCCCGAGAAAACGCAUUAUUGGCUGAUUGUUUCCUCUUCAAUCGCCUAUGUGGCUUUGGUAACUCUACUGAUUUGGGUUCCCAUAAAAGUUUUCUUAUACAAGAAGCAUCACCUUUCCAAAAAAAUUAAAGGAUGGAGACCUGUUAUGAUGAUGUGUGUUAUACUCACCACACUUCCCAGCUUCAGCUUUUCUAUCGCAAUGACCGAGGUUCAAAAAAAUAUUAAUGGUCCUGUGGAUAUCUUACCUGAUAAUUUACCUGACCUGCCAGUUUCUCUGGUUCUGACUUCCUUGAUUGUGGUUGAUAUUAUUGAAAAACUCAGGAUAUAUCCUCUUAGAGGGCGGCUAAAGAGUAACGAUGAUAGGCACGGUCAUACAGCUACUUUGCAGGAAAUAAAAACUGUGACGGACCAAGUGAAGCAAAAUGAAGAAAGCACUUCACCUCCUCAGCCGGCUAGGAGGACCGAGGCAUCAUGGCCAUCGGCAACAAGGAUGCAGAACCCCGCUCCAGUGCUGGCGAGACCCCAAGAGCCCUCCUUUCACUCGGGAGUCCUGGGAAAUAUGUCCCGGCAGGACGACCGUGCCCAGAUCUUCCUGUGGAGCUUUGUGCUGUGGUCUGACACCAUAGAAAUGGUGCGCGUGGCUGGCCACUCCGCCGUGUAUAAGUCAGGCUGGCUAUACCCAGUCUACAUAUUCAGUUUUAUUUCUCUCCUUCGAAUUAUAUUAACUCCUCAGAACCCUCUUCUGAAUUCCCUGGGCAUCCUUCUCCAGGAUUUACCCUUUAUUUUUGUUAGACUUAGUUUAGUCAUUGCCCUGGGAACUAUCACACCUGUACUGGGCCUUUGUAAAAACAUACUGGUAACUCUCUCUUAUGUGUACUUCAAUCACGUAACCAAAUUCAGGGCUUUCUCUACUUUUGAAACGUCUUCAUUUUAAAGAGAAAAUGUAAUAUAGUCAAACCUCUGCAUUAUGCAUGUGUACACAUUUGUAAUUUUUUUUUUUCUGGGGCAUAAGUUUUUGUACUGUGUAAAGAAAUGAAUACAUUUUAGAGAAUACACUAUUUUUAAUAACUGUAGCAUAUCACUUUUAAAAAAAUAUAUUCAAAUGAUGUUAAAUUUAAGCAAAGUUUUAUUCUGAUGUUAACUCCCCUGUAUCUGUAGAAAAUGUGAGUCAUUUUAGUUAUGUAUACCAAACUUUUUCUUAAAACGCUCUUCAUUAAAGCUUUAAAAAAAUUAGAACGUGUUUUCCCACUAAGUUAGCCCAAGAAUGAGAUUCUUAUCAUUUAUAUAAAUUAUAGAGCAUUACAAGACUUAGUGAGAACUGUUUUUUUAGAAAAUACACCUCAAGUUCUUGAAUAAUUUUUAGAUUAUACUUUUUAACAAUUUGAAUUGUAGUUUUAGGGUCUUCUUCACACAUGGGAUUAUGUUCUUUAAUACACUGUGGCAAGUGACUUUUAUGUAAUCGACGAAUUUCAGCAUAAACAGCAAUUCAGUUUAACAGAUGUUUGGUUCAGUUUGAGGCACAGUUCUUUCACUAGUACUGAAGUAUUAAUGCAAAUACUGUUUAGUAGAAUGAAGUCUAGGUACAUCAGUAAUACCUAAAGUUUUAUAAUAGGAAGAAGCCAUACACUGAAGAUGUGGAUUUCAAAGAAUAUUUUGUUUGUGGAAUUUCAGACCAUCCUAAAAACAGUUGCACACCCUGUUUAGAAUUAGACAUUCAGCUUAUGAACAUAGCAGCAAAUGCUUAGUGUUUUAUGUGAUAAUAUGUAAUGAAUAUCUUGAUAUUAAGUGAUUAGAUACAUAAUUGUGAAAUUUGCUUUCACUAUAUUGGGACACUCUUGGAUAUUCAGCUGCUAGAAAAAUUUGGGAGGCUUAUGUGUGCAGAGUAAUGUGUUAAACUAGCAAGUCUCUUCAGUGAUCUGUGGCAACAAAUAGCUUAAGGAUAGAUAACUUACCUGCCACCCCUACUCUCCACCAAAUUCCCCAGUCUCAGUGGCCCCCUGUGCUUUAUGGUUUUCCCUCACACUAUAAAAAAAGAUCUAUUCACAGUUAUUAAAAGCUUAGCUUCUAGUUUUAUGACUUGGGGCAAGUUUUUGACCACCGUAAGCCCUAGUUUCCACAUCUAAAACAUGAGACUAAUAACAGUACCUUAGUAGGUUAGAAUUGUACUUUAAGAAAAUUGAGAGGAUUAUAUGAGAUAGGAAAUGCUCUCAUGACAUUGUCUGGCAAACAAUAAUAACCCGAUAAAUUCUCAAUAUUUCAAAUAUACCAAAUCCCAGAGAAACAAGUAGCUAAAUGCAUUGUUUUGAUUUUCCUGUCUCAUUCUUUGCUGCAUCCCUGUUUACUGUCUGGGAAUAAAAAUUUUAACCAUGCAUUUGUGAAAAAUAAUAUGUAAAGUCUUAAGAUUACCUCAGAUUAUAAUUUUUCACCAAGUAGUAUUAGGUUCAAAAUGAGCAAAUAUACAGAUUAAAGUUGUUGUGGCUAUUGAUUCUUCAGGCAUUUGACUGUCCCUCCUGAGUUUUCAUAGAGCCUAAUUGUAGCACUCGGUUAAGACUUUCAUUAUGGAUUGGCUUUAUUGAGUUCCCCAUUAAUGUUUAAGUCCUUAAUCUUGUUUAACAAUGUAUCUCUCACCUCAUCUGUCAAUCCAACAGGAACUUCUAAUACUUCUAACUCUUAAAAAAUGAGAAUUGAAAUCAUUUCUUUCAAAUAAUGCUAUGAUAAUCUUUUUUAAUUAAGGAAAACCUAUGAUGAGGUAGUUGAUUUGUAAUAUUCUUAUUUAUGAAGUAUUUUACAUACAUUUAUAUUUAUCUUUAUGUUGGAAUUUGUAGAGUGAACAGUGCUCAAACUCUAAAUAUUACUGAGUUUAGAAUGCAUUUUGUGUCUAAUAUUUGAAUAUGGAUGUACCUGAUAUAUUAGGAAGUCAUAACACUUUAUCCAAAUAGUAAAGUCAUGUACAUGUAGGGGGAAAAUUAUUGAGUAACUAAUUUAAUUUAGUAUUUUAUUUCAAGAGUAUACACAUGUUUAUAAAGUUCAAGUCUAUAUUUUUUUAUAUUUAAUGCUUUUCAGUAUUUUGUUUAAUUAAAAUUUUUUUAAUUGAAGAAUAGUUGACAUACAAUAUUAAUUUUAGGUGUAUAACAUAGUAAUUUGUUUACAUACAUUACAAAAUGAUCACAGUAAUGAGUCUAGUUACCAUCUGUCAUCAUACACAGUAUUUACAAUAUUAUUGCCUACACUCCCUAUGCUGUACUUUAUAUCCCCGUGACUUAUUUAUUUUAUAACUGGAAAAUUACACCUCUUAAUCCUCUUCACCUAUUUCACCCAUCCACCCCCACCCUUCCCCUCUGGCAAUUACCAAUUUGUUCUCUGUAUCUAAGAGUCUAUUUCUGUUUUGUUUUGUUUGUUCAUUUGUUUUGUUUUUUAGAUUCCACAUAUAAAUGAAAUCAUAUGGUAUUUGUCCUUCUCUGUCUGACUUAUUUCACUUAGCAUCAUACCAUCAAGAACCAUCCAUGUUGUUACAGAUGGCAAGAUUUCAUUUUUUUAAUGGCUGAGUAAUAUUCCAUUGUAUAUAUAUCACAUUUUUAAAUUUAUUCAUGUGUUGAUGGAUACUUAGGCUGCUUCUGUAUCUUGGUUAUUGUGAACAGUGCUGCAAUGAACAUAGGGGUGCACAUAUCUUUUUGAAUCAGUGUUUUCAUUUUCUUCUGAUAAAUACCCAGAGGUGGGAUCACUGGAUUGUAUGGUAGUCCUAUUUUUAAUUUUUUGAGGUAUCUCCAUACUGUUUUCCAUAAUGGCUGAACAAUAUUACAUACAUUCCCACCAACAGCUGUAGGUUCCCAUUUCUCCACAUUCUUACCAACACUUAUUAUUUCUUGUCCUUUGGAUACUAGCCAUUCUGAUUGGUGUGAGGUGAUAUUGUAGUUUUGAUUUGCAUUUCCCUGGUUAUUAGUGAUGUUGAGCAUCUUUUCAUGUGUCUGUUGGCCAUCUGUAUGUCCUCUUUGGAAGAUGCCUCUUCACCUCCCUCCUCUGUCUAUUUUUUAAUUAAAUUGUGUUUUUUGGGGGUUUUUUUGGUGUUGACUUGUAUUAGUUCUUUAUAUAUUUUGGAUAUUAACCCCUUAUCAGACAUAUCAUUGGCCAAUAUAUUCUCCCAUUCGGUAAGUUGCCUUUUCAUUUUGUUGAUGGCUUUCUGCAAAAGCUUUUUCAUUUGAUGUAGUCCCAUUUGUUUAGUUUUGCUUCUGUUGCCCUUGCCUCAGGAGAUAGAAAAAAAAUACUGCUAAGACCUAUGUCUAAGAGUUUACUGCCUAUGUUUUCUUUUAGGAAUUUUAUGGUUUCAGGUCUUAAAUUUAUGUCUUUAAUUAAUUUUGACUUUAUUUUUGUAUAUGUGUUGAAAAAGUGGUCCAGUUUCAUUCUUUUCCAUGUAGCUGUCCAGUUUUCCCAACAUCAUUUAUUGAAGAACCUGUCUUUUUCCUCAUCAUAUAGUCUUGCCUCCUUUGUCAUAGAUAAAUUGACCAUAUAAUUGUAGGCUUUUUUCUGGGCUUUCUAUUUUAUUCUAUUGAUUUGUGUGUCCAUUUUGUGUGUGUAUGCAUGUGUGUGUGUGUGUGUGUGUAUGUGAGUGAGUACUAUGCUGUUUUGAUUAUUAAAGCUUUGUAGUAUAUUCUAAAGUCAAGAAGCAUGAACCUCCAACUUUGUUCUUUUUCAAGAUCGCUUUGGUUAUUCAGGGCCUUUUUUGCUUCCACACGAAUUUUAGGACUAUUUGUUCUAUUUCUAUGAAAAAUGCCAUUGGUAUUUUGAUAGGAUUACAUUGAUCCUAUAGAUUGCUUUGGGUAGUAUGGAUAUCUUAACAAUAUUACUUGUUCCAAUUCAGAAGCAUGACAUAUCUUUCUAUUUAUUUGUGUCAUCUUCAAUUACUUUCAUCAACAUCUUAUAUUUUUCACAGUACAAGUCUUUCACUUCCUUGGUUAAAUAGGUAUUUUAAAAUACUUAUUCCUGGGUACUUUAUUCUUUUUGGUGCAACUGUAAAUGGGAAUGUUUUCUUAAUUUCUUUUUCUAAUAAUUCAUUAUUAGUGUACAGAGAUGCAACAGAUCUGUGUAUAUUAAUUUUGUAUCCUGCAACUUUACUGAAUUCAUUUAUUAGUUCUAGCAAUUUUUUGGUAGAGUCUUUAGCCUUUUCUGUAUGUGUAAUUAUGUCACCUGAAUAUAGUGACAGUUAUACUUCUUACUAGUUUGAAUGCCUUUUAUUUCCUUUUCUUGUCUUAUUGCUGUGGCUAAGACUUCUAGUGCUAUGUUGAAUACAAGUUCCAAAAGUGGGCCUCCUUGUCUUGUUCCUGAUCUUAGAGGACAAGUUCGCAACUUUUCACUAUAGAGUAUGAUGUUAGCUGUGGGUUUGUCAUAUAUGGCCUUUAUUAUGUUGAGAUAUGUUCUCCUAUACCCACUUUGUUGAGUUUUUACUCAUAAGUGGAUGUUGAAUUUUGUCAAAUGCCUUUUCUGCAUUUAUUGAGAUGAUAUGAUUUUUAUUUUCAUUUUGCUAAUAUGGUGUAUCAUGUUGAUUGACUUGCAGAUAUUGAGCCAUCCUUGCAUCUUGGGAAAAAUCCCACCUGAUCAUGGUAUAAGAUCCUUUUAAUUUAUUGUUGAAUUCAAUGUACUAAUACUUUGUGAGGAUUUUUGCAUCUACAUUCAUUAGGAAUAUUUGGCCUGUAAUUUUUUUUUACUAUCUUUGUCUAGUUUUGAUAUCAGGAUAAUGCUGGACUCUUGAAUUUGGAAGCACUCCUUUCUCUUCAAUUUUUUGGAGCAGUUUCAGGAAGAUAGAUGUCAAUUCCUCUUUUAAUGUUCAAUAGAAUUCACCUAUGAUGCCAUCUGGUCCUGGAUUUUGGUUUGUUGGGAGUUUUUUGAUUAUUAAUUCAAUUUCCUUAUUAGUACUCAGUCUGUUUCAAAUUUUCUAGUCCCUUUGGAUUCAGUCUUGGAAGAUUGUAAGAUUGUAUAUUUCUAGGAACUUACCCAUUUUCUUUGUGUUGUCCAAUUUGUUGUACAAUAAUUGCUCAUGUUUUUCUCUUAUAAUCUUUUGUAUCUCUGUGGUGUCGUAACUUCUCUUUCUGAUUUUAUUUGAGUCGUCUUUUUUUUCUUUAUGAGUCUGGCUAAAUGUUUAUCAAUUUUAUUUAUCUUUUCAAAGAACCAGCUCUUAGUUUCAUUGAUCUUUUCUAUUGUUAUUUAGUCUCUGUUUCAUUUAUUGUUGCUCUUGUCUUUAUUAUUUCCUUCUUUCUGCUAACUUUGGCUUUUUUGUUCUUUUUUUUAAAAUUUUUAAAAAUAUUUUAUUUAUUUAUUUAUUUGUGAGAGAGAGAGAGAAAGAAAGAAACAGCAUGAGAGGGGAGAAGGUCAGAAGGAGAAGCAGGCUCCCCACCGAGCCAGGAUCCCAAUGCGGGACUUGAUCCCAGGACUCCGGGAUCAUGACCCGAGCCGAAGGCAGUCUCUUAACUAACUGAGCCACCCAGGUGCCCCUUUUUUUGUUCUUCUUUUUCCAUUUCCUUUAGAUGUAAGGUUAGAUUGUUUAUUUGAGACUUUUGAGGUAGGCCCAUAUCAUUGUAAACUUCCCUCUUAGAACUGCUUUUGGUGUAUCCCAUAGAUUUUGGUAUAUUUUAUUUUCAUUUUCAUUUGUUUCAAGGUAUUUUUUUUAUUUUCUCCUUGACUUCUUAAUUGACUCAUUGGUUGUUUAUAGUAGCAUGUUGUUUAGCCGGAUGUGUUUGUGUUUUGCUAGUUUUUUUUUCUUGUAAUUGAUCUCUAGUUCCAUACCACUGUGGUCACAAAAGAUGCUGAUAUGAUUAUAAUCUUUUUAAAUGUAUUGGGACUUGUGUUGUGGCCUAACAUGUGAUCUAUCCUGGAGAAUGUUCCAUAUGUACCUAAAGAGAAUGUGUAUUCUGAUAUUUUUGGAUUGGAUGUUCUGUAUAUAUCUGGUAAGUACAUCUGGUCUAAUAUGUCAUUUAAGGCCACUGUUUUCUUAAUGAUUUUUUGUCUGGAUGAACUAUUCACUGAUGUAAAUGGGGUGUUAAAUUUUUCUACUAUUGUAUUACUGUCUCCCUUUGAUCUAUUACCAUUUGCUUUUAUAUAUUUUGGUGCUCCUACUAGGUAGUAUACAUAUUUAUAAGUGUUAUAUAUCCGUAUUUGGCUGAUCCCUUUAUCAUUAUGUAAAUGCCCAUCUUUGUCUCCUGAUACACUCUUUGUUUUGAAGUCUAUUUUGUCUGAUAUAAGUAUUGCUACCCCAGCUUUCUUUUGGUUUCAUUUGCGUGGAAUAUCUUUUUCUAUCCCUUCACUUUCAGUCUCUGUGUGUCUGUUGGUCUGAAGUGAGUCUCUUGUAGAUAUCUGUAUUUAUUUAUUUGUUUGUUUAUUUAUUUAUAAGUAGACUCCAUGCCCAGCAUGGAGUCCAGUGUGGGGUUUGAACUCACAACCCUGAGAUCAAGACCUAAGCUGAGAUCAAGAGUCAGACAGCUUAACUGACUGAGCCACUCAAGCUCCCUGGUCUUUUUUUUUUUUUUUUUUUCCCCUUGUUCAGUCACCCUAUGUCUUUUGAUUGGAAUAUUUAGUCCAUUUACCUUAAAGUAAUUAUUGAUAUAUAUGUACUUAUUGCCAUUUUCAAAAUUGUUUCUGGUUGUUUUUAUAGUUAUUCUCCAUUUGUUCUUAAUCUUUUCUCUUAGUUUUGAUUAUUUUCUAUAGUAUUAUGUUUGAAAUUUUUUCUCUUUGUUUUUUGGUAUCUGUUGUAGGGUUUUGGUUUGUUGUUACCAUGAGAUUUAUAUUUAGCACCCUUUGUAUAUACAGGUCUGUUUAAGUUGAUGGACACAAGUUGGAACAUGUUCUAAAAGAGCUGCAUUUUUACGCCUUCCCCAAUGUUUUAUGUAUUUGAACCAUAUUUUACAUCUUUUUAUUUUGUGUAUCCCUUAACUAAUUAUUGUAAAUAUAAUUGGUUUUACUA
Molecule: messenger RNA, 11725 nt
Organism: Mirounga angustirostris (Northern elephant seal)
Lineage: Eukaryota; Metazoa; Chordata; Mammalia; Carnivora; Phocidae
Gene: TMEM236
Product: transmembrane protein 236
Exons: 4
Coding region: 3656-4711 (351 amino acids)
Source: RefSeq, a predicted model, not a curated record